UACUCAAAGUUAGUAAUGUGAUUGUUAUCUGCUUGUGCAGGGAAACUGGUGUCACGAAUAUAGGAAACUGAAGGCGAAGGUUGAGACAAUACAGAAAUGUCAAAAGCAUCUCAUGGGAGAGGAUCUUGAAUCUUUGAAUCUCAAGGAGUUGCAGCAACUGGAGCAGCAGCUGGAAAGCUCACUGAAAGAUAUCAGAUCCAGGAAGAACCAACUUAUGCACGAAUCCAUUUCUGAGCUUCAGAAGAAGGAGAGGUCACUGCAGGAGGAGAAUAAAGUUCUCCAGAAGGAACUUGUGGAGAAGCAGAAGGCCCAGGCGGCGCAGCAAGAUCAAACUCAGCCUCAAACCAGCUCUUCUUCUUCUUCCUUCAUGUUGAGGGAUGCUCCCCCUGCCGCAGAUACCAGCAAACACCCAGCGGCGAUAGGCGUGAGGGCAGAGGAUGUGGCAGUGCAGCCUCAGAUCCCACUCCGGACGGCGCUUCCACUGUGGAUGGUGAGCCACAUCAACGGCUGAAGGGCUUCCAGCCCAUGUAAGCGUACUAUUCAGUACGAGUAACAAGUUGCACCGGCCAGACUGGUGUAUCAUGCGGUUGCGAACACGCUAACCCCAUGGAGGGGAGAGGAAAAGAAAUCAGAGUAAAGUAGCAAGCUGCAGCAAUGUGUAUAUUUCACUUCGUCCACUUCAGUUUCCUUUCCACCUGGGCUGAGAUGGCUGUACGAGUAAAUUACCAUGUACUCUCUCCGUUCCAAAUAAGUGUCUUAAGCUUAGUAUAACUUUGUACUAGAGAUAGUACAAAGUUAAGAUAAUUAUUUUAAGACGGAGGGAGUAAUUUAUAUGUAGCAUGAGUGACGAAUUUUCAACUUUCCAUGAUACCCGUAGCUCCUGGGUGUUGUUUCUGUGAAUUAACCUAUCAAAUAUGAGGGUUGUGUAUACCGUGAUUCUUGAAAAUAAAUAAAUCAGGACCUUAUGUCUUCUU
This is a messenger RNA of Hordeum vulgare subsp. vulgare (domesticated barley), 974 nucleotides long. Its product is annotated as MADS-box transcription factor 14-like. The transcript is spliced from 6 exons. The record is from RefSeq and is a predicted model, not a curated record. Gene Ontology annotation, biological process: regulation of DNA-templated transcription. Bases 113 to 511 code for a protein of 132 amino acids. Gene Ontology annotation, cellular component: nucleus. NCBI's taxonomy places the organism in Eukaryota, Viridiplantae, Streptophyta, Magnoliopsida, Poales, Poaceae. Gene Ontology annotation, molecular function: DNA-binding transcription factor activity.